This is a messenger RNA of Miscanthus lutarioriparius, 321 nucleotides long. NCBI's taxonomy places the organism in Eukaryota, Viridiplantae, Streptophyta, Magnoliopsida, Poales, Poaceae. The record is from the annotation of a GenBank genome assembly.
AUGGAGAACGUCUACGACGAGCCUGCCCUCCUCGCCGUCGCCGGCGAGCCCCGCGAGCUGGGCUUCGUCGUCCUCCCUCGGCUCCGAGGCCGCCGCUUCAACGCAGCGGUCGCCGUCGCGGCAUGGGGCGUCGCGGGGCUCCUCUCCACCACUGUCCCCGGCCUCGCCGCGAACCGCGACCACGUGAUGCUCUGUUUCAUCUUCCUCAUGGCUGGGGUCCUGCUUCUGUUCCUCACCAUCGCCACCGCCGACCUGCCCGUGGUGGAGAGGGCGGCUGCUCGACUUGAGGUCAUAGUUAUGGCCAUGCUUAAUUCGACCUAA